GUUUCUUUUGUCACACAACUAUUGGUUUUGAGAAACAAAAUACAAAUGAACAUCAUUUUAUAUCUGAAUUGUACGCGAUAUUAUAUAUUGUUUUAAAUAAUUAAUAAAAAUGUUUUAUUGUGGGGGGAGGAGCCAUGACACCAACGUGCCUGCUAUGAGGGCAGGGCAGGAAUUCAUCAGCUGAUGCCAGCUUUUUAACAAUCAACUGUUGUUCGACCACCGCAGGAACACAAUCGAGUUUGUGACCGAGAAAAGGUUAUUUUUAUUUUUGCCUGAACUAAAAUGGGGAGCUGGAAGAGUCAAGUGCGUGCUCAAUUGCUACUCAGAGAUCAGAGAGAGAAGCAUCCAUAUGAAGGAGUCUUUACCAGCUUGUCUCAUUUGGAAGAACGACUUGAAAUUCGUCUGCAGAUUUUGAAAGAUGUCCAGUCAAACAGCUCAGAAGGUGGAGUCAAUGUGAGAUUACUUCAACUACAGCUCAGGGAGAGUGAACAUCUGGCUGAAAAAUUGUCUCAGACUGUCUCUGAUCUGACCACCGUCCUGCAUUUGAAAGACGCCGAGCUGCAGCACUGGCAGUCACGUGUGUCCCGCCACCGCCAAGAGGCCCUCACUCUGGCCAAAGGGGGUAACGCCCUGAAGGCGAGCGUCUACCGACAAGAGUUCGCCAUUGAGUGUCAGACGAAGGAGCUGGCCGCCCUCUACCGGGAGCGGAAGGGGCUUAAAGAAACGCUGUCGCAGGCCCGCCGUGACAAAGAGGAUCUGCUGCGGCGCUGGAUGGAGGAGAAGGAGGAAGAGGCGGCGAGGUUGAAUAAAUACAACGCCACACAGGAGAGGUGGCAACGUUUAGCCAGGCACUUGAGGAAGCACCUGGCGAAAAAAGAUGGCGAUCCCCAGGAAAGCGGCUCCUGAGCACACGCCUCAUUUUACCCGCAUAUGGACAAGACAAGUAAAUCCGCGUCUUUAUCAAGGUAACAUGGCCGUUUUAGUCGUGAAAAAGAACCGUGUCAGGACACCUACACGUCCACGCGGUCCGUGGCGAUGAUUGCCUUGAUGAUGCAGUAAGAGGUACGGCGACCUCAUCAAAGUUCCUUGUUGCACCUUGUUACUCACGCCGUGAUGUCACCGCUCAUUUAAAGAGCCAGCUCAUUCGGUUUUUGGCAAAUUUUUUGCUUUUAACAAACACAUCCCGUCUUCAGGUAAAGUGUGUUGUCAUCAAUUGUCCACUUUUUAACUUACUGUCAGUGGGUUUGAAGAUGUAACAAAAGCUCGAAACUUUUAAGCAUGUUUUAAAACAAAUUGUGUUUGCUGUUAAAUUCUCGUAUGUUUUUUUUGUCCUAUCUGAAAUACUGAGUAUUGUGGAAAUAAAGUUACUUUUUUUUGCUAGUCUAACCUCUCCUGUUAUAUGUACUAUAGCAGGCCUGGGCAAAAAUACGGCCCACGAGCCAUCAAGAUUUUCAAUCCGACAUAAUUUUUUUAGACAUUUAGCUUCAAAACUGUAGCCGCCAUUAUGAUGUGCAGUGCUGUUUUUAAAUGACUGUAAGUCUUGAACCAUAGAAAGUAUUUCAAUGGUUGAAAUCUGCCAGCCCGGGACGCGUUCAUAUGUUGUUAAUAUUCAGUGUUUUAUUGUUCAUAGUUAAUAUUGUAAAUCCCACGUAAAAUAGGAGUGACGUUCAUAUGUUGUUAAUAUUCAGUGUUUUAUUGUUCAUAGUUAAUAUUGUAAAUCCCACGUAAAAUAGGAGUGACGUUCAUAUGUUGUUAAUAUUCAGUGUUUUAUUGUUCAUAGUUAAUAUUGUAAAUCCCACGUAAAAUAGGAGUGACGUUCAUAUGUUGUUAAUAUUUAGUGUUUUAUUGUUCAUAGUUAAUAUUGUAAAUCUCACGUAAAAUAGGAGUGACGUUCAUAUGUUGUUAAUAUUUAGUGUUUUAUUGUUCAUAGUUAAUAUUGUAAAUCCCACGUAAAAGAGAAGCGACGUUCAUAUGUUGUUAAUAUUAAGUGUUUUAUUGUUCAUAGCUAAUAUUGUAAAUCCCACGUAAAAGAGGAGCGACGUUCAUAUGUUAAUAUUCAGUGUUUUAUUGUUCAUAGUUAAUAUUGUAAAUCCCACUUAAAAGAGGAGCGACCUUCAUAUGUUGUUAAUAUUCAGUGUUUUAUUGUUCAUAGUUAAUAUUGUAAAUCUCACGUAAAAUAGGAGUGACGUUCAUAUGUUGUUAAUAUUUAGUGUUUUAUUGUUCAUAGUUAAUAUUGUAAAUCCCACGUAAAAGAGAAGCGACGUUCAUAUGUUAAUAUUCAGUGUUUUAUUGUUCAUAGUUAAUAUUGUAAAUCCCACUUAAAAGAGGAGCGACCUUCAUAUGUUGUUAAUAUUUAGUGUUUUAUUGUUCAUAGUUAAUAUUGUAAAUCCCACGUAAAAGAGAAGCGACGUUCAUAUGUUAAUAUUCAGUGUUUUAUUGUUCAUAGUUAAUAUUGUAAAUCCCACGUAAAAGAGAAGCGACGUUCAUAUGUUGUUAAUAUUCAGUGUUUUAUUGUUCAUAGUUAAUAUUGUAAAUCCCACGUAAAAUAGGAGUGACGUUCAUAUGUUGUUAAUAUUCAGUGUUUUAUUGUUCAUAGUUAAUAUUGUAAAUCCCACGUAAAAUAGGAGUGACGUUCAUAUGUUAAUAUUUAGUGUUUUUCUGUUCAUAGUUAAUAUUGUAAAUCCCACGUAAAAUAGGAGCGACGUUCAUAUGUUGUUAAUAUUCAGUGUUUUAUUGUUAAUAGUUAAUAUUGUAAAUCCUACUUUCUUUUUGUU
Entelurus aequoreus (snake pipefish) is the source of this 2774-nucleotide messenger RNA. RefSeq names its product autophagy-related protein 16-like. The record is from RefSeq and is a predicted model, not a curated record. The transcript has 6 exons. Lineage: Eukaryota; Metazoa; Chordata; Actinopteri; Syngnathiformes; Syngnathidae. The coding region runs from base 283 to 906 and encodes 207 amino acids.